Messenger RNA from Acanthosepion pharaonis, 753 nucleotides. The record is from the annotation of a GenBank genome assembly. Lineage: Eukaryota; Metazoa; Mollusca; Cephalopoda; Sepiida; Sepiidae.
AUGUCUGAUAAUCUAUCUAAAUCCUUUUCUAUCUGUCCUAUAUUUUAUACUGUUCUUUCUCGCUUCUUUCUAAUAUUUUUUUUUUCUUUCUCCCAUACAAUUUGUUCUUUUUUUCAUUUUCUUACAAAGAAAUUUAUUUUCUCUCUUAUUCUGCUGAUAUAUACACUUUCACAUUUUGAACUAAUUUUUUCUUUUUUUUCUUUCCCUGUCUCUUUUUUAAAUUCCUUUUGUCCCUCUUCUUACUCUACACAUAAUUUUUCUUCUAUCAAUUUUCUUAUUCCGUUCUUCUUACUUUUAUCUGUGGAUCCUUCUCUUCCAUACAUUUAUUCCCAGACAUUUUUUUCACUCCUUUUUCUUUGUUUCUUCUCUCCAACUAUUUUUUCUUUCUUUCUUUUUCUCAUUUAUAUAUUCAAAUAUUUAUUCUCUUUUAACUUCUCUCUCAACAUUCACUUUUGCUUUCUUUCAUCUCUUUCCCUCUCUCAAUGCCUUUCAUUUUCUUCUAUCACCUCUUUCCUGUCUUGUUCUCUUUCCCCCUCUGAUAUUCUUUUGCCUUCUUUCAUCGCUUUACUUUCUCUCUUUCCCUCUCUCAAUGUAUUUCAUUUUCUUCUAUCACCUCUUUCCUGUCUUGUUCUCUUUCCCCCUCUGAUAUUCUUUUGCCUUCUUUCAUUGCUUUACUUUCUCUCUUUCCCUCUCUCAAUGCCUUUCAUUUUCUUCUAUCACCUCUUUUCUGUCUUGUUCUCUUUCCCCCUCUGA